AUGGCCACGAGCCAUACCGGACAUCUCAACACCUCGCCGAAGUAUUGGAAGUACAUCUCUGAAGGUGGCGCGACAAUUGUGUUCUCGUAUCGCGGUCCGCCGCACGAAGUAUUCUCGCAUUCAGUUGUUCGGUUGCGUAAAGCGGUCAGGGAUGUUUCACAUGCGAUGACUUUGAAGCAGCUCGAAGCGUCGGGAAUCAAGGUCGGCGAGGUGGACGGACCUGGGAACUCAGAAGUCGUUGAGCCUGAGGAGGGUACAAUCACUCGUCCGCUUGAAAUGGCCCAAAAGGUGCGGUUGAAAGGCAAGGGCUCCAACGAUUCUUUGCGGAGCGUGGGCAGUACGAGGAGUGUCCAUGGUUCGAGGCGAAUGGGAAGCUCUUUGCAGGUUCCUAGUGGCGAGCAAGACUCGGAUUCAGAUUCGGGCUGGAUGGACGAUAGCGAUGACGAGGGUCUGGGAGAGGAAGAACAACCUGACGAUCCAACUAUCGAAUUCCAGAGUAAAAUCACGAGCAAGUUGAUCCCUUUGCACUAUCUGCCUCGCUUGGACAGUGUCAAGGUUGGCAAGAGAUGGAUUGCCGAGUUGGCGAGGAUUUCAGAACGCAUGCGACCCGUGGCUCGAAGGAGGGUUGAUGGCAUUGAUCUCAAACGCAAGAAGGGGGUCGUCGCUGAUGACUUGGUAGGUUGGGAAGGUUGGGCUGUCGAAAUCAAGCCCAAGUGGGGGUUCCUUCCCGAUCCUACGCACCUUUCGCCCGAGACUUCCAAGUUCAAGCUGACGAAGUGUCGCUACUGCAUGCACGCUUACCAUUCGUCACGCGCUGAGACCCAUGAGGAGAAGGGAAUCACGUACUGUCCACUAGAUCUAUUCUCCGGAGACCCUGGUAGGGUGCGCAAGGCGCUGGGGGCACUCUGGGACGCAUGGGACGCUAGUGGCGGCUCGCUAAACAAUUUGAAGAUUUUCGUCAAGGGGAAGAUUCUCAAGCCAAAAGCAACUAAAGGUUCCGAGGCGAGUUUUGAGUUUGCGCAUAUAUCCAGCCCUGUGGCUUACAUACGGCCAGGCUUGUCAUUACUGAUGCGUUCGCUGGACGCGUUGGACAUCGAGGGGAUAGAGAAACUAUGGCGCCAGGCAAAGCACGUGGCUAUGGUAGGAAUGACACCGCAGAUCGCUUCGGAUGAGGCCGAGCCGUCGUUAGAUGACUGGGAAGAGUUUGUGGCAGAAUACCUUUUGCACGGGCCGUACGUGUCCUCGGAGCCGUACCCAACUGACAAACCGCGCGAGGAGGAUUUGAGGUAUUGGCUGACGAGCUAUCUAAUGAGCGCUACCUUUAAGGACUGCUCAGUGAUGCUGAGGUUCCCGCCUGGCAAAGUAUCACCCGACUCGACGUUCGACAACUUGGACAGAGAUGUCAACAUGCCGUUGAUGACAGCCAUUGACCUCGACCCCAAAUCAAUGCGGCGACUGCAAAAAUGGUUCGAUAUGGAUCGCGAAAUUGUGGCGGUGCGGAUCCGGCCUGGGAAUGAGCACGAUUUGACACACAUCCCGGCGCGGUUCCAGAAGACGGUGGUCCAUGCCCAGAACGGCACCACCGUGGCUGUCGACGCGAUCCCAGCCGCCAACAACACAGGGAGCACCGCCCCACCUCCGAAAAAACAGGUUUUUACUUUCGACCAGGCACACAGUCCUGGUACUACACAGCACCAGCUCUUCUCCACGACUGCUGCCCCCCUCGUCGAGCGCUUUGUCCAAGGCUUCAACUGUACUGUGCUUGCAUAUGGCCAGACAUCGUCCGGAAAGACAUAUACCAUGUCCGGUAUUGACCUCGAUGGUGAUCCCAAUGACCCCGACAACGGCAUGGGCAUCAUCCCCCGUGCCGUCGCUACUAUCUUUAACAGGGCCCGCGAGCUGAAAGAAGAAAGAGGAGCUGGGUGGCAGUACACUGUCAAGGCUAGCUUUGUCGAACUCUACAACGAAGAUUUAAUCGAUCUGCUCUCCGACGAUGUCUCCGGUCGUCGCGAGGUUCAAAUCCGUGAAGAUAAGGACGGAACUAUUAUCUGGGGUGGCUUGCGUGAGGUCCCGGUCAAAGGGGUGGCUGAUGUGCUCAAUCUCUUGCGUCAGGGAACAUCUCUGCGACGGACCAAUGAGACUGACAUGAAUGCCCAGUCCUCUCGAUCUCAUGCUAUCUUCUCCCUUACUCUUGUUCAGAAAAAGUAUAACGGCUCUGCACCGCUCCCUCGCUCUUCUCUCCAAGCGCCCACGGCCGCAAGUGGUCGCACGUCUCCCCUGCCCUCGCCCUCACGUCUGGCUCGCCCUGGCUCAAUGCUCGUUGGAGGCAAGGACACCUCUGGCCGUGUCACCCCGGAUGAAGACGAAAAGGCUCCUGCCAGCGGCGAAUGGGUCUCCGUUGUCUCCAAAUUCCAUUUCGUGGACUUGGCGGGAAGCGAACGUUUGAAACGAACUGCAGCUCAAGGCGAGCGUGUCAAGGAAGGAAUUUCUAUCAACGGCGGGCUCCUUGCUCUCGGAAACGUCAUUUCCGCAUUGGGCGAUCCGAGCAAGUCACGUAGCGGACAUGUUCAUGUACCUUAUCGAGAUUCAAAGCUCACUCGGCUGCUGCAAGAUUCGCUUGGCGGGAAUGCCCACACACUUAUGAUUGCGUGCGUCAGUCCGGCUGAAUACAACGCUGCCGAGACGAUCAAUACUCUGAAGUAUGCGAAUCGAGCUCGUAAUAUCCGCAACCGCGCCGAAAUCAAGGAGAAAGAAGAAGGGUGGGAGGAUUUGGAAUGGUUGCAAGGCCAAGUUAGCAAGCUUCGCAAAGAGGUCAAGGCGCUCAAGGAAGGGGGUGCUGUGUCUUCGUCGGGUGGUCCUACCGCCAGUGCUGCCGAGACAGAGGCUAAGGAACAAGAACUCCAGGUCUUGCAGAGCGAAUAUGACGACAUGAGGCAACGACUGGCUGGCACAUCCGAGGAACUCGCUCGGUUGAGACUGACCCUUGAAGAUCGAGGUGGCGCCGCUGGAGGAGCUGGAAAAUACGAAGAAAUUGUCGCACCGGUAAUCGAAGAAUAUGAGAAACAGAUAUCUCAUAUGGAGACCCAGAUUGCGCUACAGAAGACUGCAGUGCGUCAUACCGAGAACGAGCUGGCCGAUAGGGAGGCUGAACUUGAAGACGUACAAAAGCGUGCUAAUCAAGCGGAUGGUUACAUUGAAGAGCUACGUCUUAGGCUCGGCAAAGCCGCGGAACAAGAGCGAUCGCGCGAGUCCUACGUCCGUGAUCUAGAACAUCAAAUCAAGACUUUUACCGAAUCAACUUCAUCCACAUCUGGCACGCUUGUUGAGUUGCAGAGAGAACUUGCGCGAUACAGGGAGACCGAGUCGACCAAUUCACACUAUAUCUCUGAUCUCGAAAGCCGAUUAGCGCGGCAGGACAAGGACGUUGAGUCUCUUAGAAACGAUAUGGCCAAGCUUGAGCGUGAGCUUGCCCAGUCUCGUGAACGGUGCAAGACCAUGGAUUCUUUGGUUGAGAGUCUUCGAGCUGAGCGAGAGGCCGAACGCAGAGAUCGGAAUGAAUGGUCCAAGAUGCUGGAAGCCAGGGAAAAGAAGGUCGAGGAGCUAGAGACCAGGAUGGCCGACGUAGAGAAGAUGCGUGCGGAACUCCAGAGCGAGCGGGAACGCCUUGGAAACGCUGUUGGUGGCGUCGAACGCGCGCGCAGGAGCAUAGAGUUUGUAUCUCCUGCCAUCAAUGGAUCCGGCGAGUCAUCCAUAGUCUCGGAAGAACUAGAGCAAUUGAGGAAGAAGCACGCCGAGACACUCCAAGACCUCAAUGCUGUCAAUUCUCGAUACCAAGAUGCGCUGCAUGACAUCUCGGACUUGUAUGCGCAGAUCAAUGAAGCCAAGCUCCAAGCGGUUGCGAACCAAGCUCCUCCAGUGCCGCCUCUCCCUCCAACCGAAACCAAUGGUGCAGGCGAAGAACCCCGUAGUCCGCCCACACGCCGCCGUGCCGGGUCUCGCGCGGCGCUCGAGAGCCCAUCCUUACGACCUUCCCGCACAGGGGCAGACUCUCCUAGCCAGAAGCGGCUUUUUUUCCGACACGCGGCCUCGUCCGAAUCACUCCACGCGAGGUCGCAAUUGCAGUCUGUUUCGCUCUCGCAGGAGCUAUCUUCGGCACGUUCGCCCAAGAGUUUGUUCGCCAACGGGAGCGAGAACUCUGAGGGGAGUGAUGCGAAUGUGAACACGAACGGGAUUAAGAAAAUGGGCCAUCGACCGCAGCUUUCGUUGCAGCUUCCAACUGAGCGGAGUGCCGAGGAUUUAGAAAAGGAGAUCCAGAGCCUUCAGGCGAUUUUGAAAGCGCGCGAGGCAGAAAUUGUUGCUCUCGAGAAUACGAUCAAGGAGAAUGAGCGUGAGGCGUCGUUCAGAGCACUCUCGUCCGGCACCGAAAUCAAGAUCAACGGCAUGCACACAAAUGGAGACUUCAACCCUCGGGACAGUUUAUCGCCCGAGACGAUGAGGGACUUUGCAGAAAUCCGGAAGAGCUUGGAGGUGUUACCGACUAAUGGAGAGAAUGCCGAUGCGAGCUUGAAUAGGUUGGAUGAAUUGAUGAGGUCAAUGGCGAAGAAAGAGUCCCAGCAUCGCGAGUUGGUCGAUGGUUUGAAUGAUGAGCUUGAUAAACUUAAGAAACAACAUGAAGAUUUGACUGCCUUGUCCAGAGACCAGACCCACAAUAUGUCAAUGGAAAUGGACGCCCUCAAGACCCGCCUGAACGAAUCUGACGAAAAGCAUACUGCUAUCACGGCCGAACUCGAACAGAUCCGCGCCCGCGAACAAGAGCUACAAGAGCAGAUUAGAGACGCCAAUGAAUCUCACGCGUCUGAAAUUGCAAACCUCAAAUCCGAACAUGCCGUCGAGCUCGAGCGUAGAGACGCAGCCUACUCGGCCAAAGUUGCAGAGCUCCAGGCCGGACACGAGACAUCCUUGGCCCAAGCCGCCGCGCUUCUCGCCACGACUCGGCACGAAUACGCCGAAAGUCUGGGUGCUAUGCAAUCCGAGAACGAGGAUGAUUUGCGCAAGCAAACUCAGGAGCAUGAGGCUGCGAUUGCCGCGAUCAAGAUCGAACACCAGGCCAAACUGGAGGAGCUUCGCGCUGCGCAGGCGGCUGCUUUGAGCGCUCAUACAACCGAGUCCGGGGCUUCGGCGGCCCGUAUGCGUGAGGAGCAUCAGUCGGCAAUCGAGCGCCUCAAGACCGAGCACUCCGAGACACUUAGCAGGGUCGAGAACGAGGGAUUUGUUGCGCUGCAGCGGCUCAAGAGCGAACAUGCUGCCAUGCUGAAGCAAGUUGAUAUGCCCCUACAGGAUGAACAUUCAGCAGCUAUUGCCCGCAAAGAAACGGCUAUCAAGGAAGAUAUGGAGAGCGCCAAGGCCGAACAUGCUCGCAUUUUGAAGAGACGAGAGGAAGAGCACGAGGCGAGCCUCAAGGCUGCUAUCGCUAAGCAUGAAGCUGCUCUCGAUGAUUUGCGUAAAGCACAUUCAAUCGAGCUCGAGACAAUUUCUGUUCAGCUUCAGGAAGCUGCGGCCGCUCACGCGAGCGCACUCGAACAAAGCCGGGCUACUCAUGAAGAGGCGCUUCGACGCAAAGCUCAAGAGCACGCAGGCGUCCUAAACGAGAAGGAGCUUUCUUACCAACAUUCUUUGGCCCAACUCAAAGCAUCUCAUCAAGCCGAACUCGCCGCCACGCAACUGACGCUCGUGUCUAAUCAAGUGGAGCACAAAGACGCGCUCGAUUCGGCGCUUUCUCAGCGAGAGGAACAACUUGUCCGGCUGCGCGAGGAACAUGAACAAAAGAUCUUGCAACUCAAAGAGGCUCAUACCAAGGACAAGAGCGAGCUCGAUGCUAAAUAUCAAGCUGCGAUUACUGAGCUCGAAGAUCACAAAUCCAAGUUGGAGAUGAUUCGCUCUCAGGAGAGUUCCAUUGCUGGCGCUGAGUCUGCACACCAGGCCGCGCUGGAGAAACUUGGGCACGAGCUUAGCGAAGCAACCGAAGGUCGGGCCGCCCUGUCCGCGGAGGUCGAGGUACUACGUGCACAACUCGAGGAGGCUCAGUCUCACCAGGUCGCUCAUGCCGAAGAGUCUACCAAACACCAGGCCACAGCCGAUGAGCUAGAGCGCGAGCGUGAAGUUGUAUCCAAUUUGCAGAAGGAACUUCAGAAGGCAGCAGAGGAGCGGGAAGCGUUGGAGGUUGAGAGGAACAGGCAAGAUGCACUUAUCAAGGAACUCCAAUCACAACUUGUCGCGAAAGCUACCACUCCCGAACCUUCCGAAGAAUACCAGCGCUCUGCUCCUCGGGCGUCAGAGGGUGGUCGAAACAUGUCCUACGCUCGGACGAAUGGUCUUCCUCCUGCGAAGCUCCCGCCGCUUACUCCGCCGCCAUCUAUCCCACCCCCACCCCUACCAUCGUCUGUGCCUCCCGUUCCUUCCAUUCCCGAGAGCGCCACAACUCGCACUGGAACUACCUCUAUGUCCUCUCACGCUGAUUCGACAAUCGAUUCCAGCAUUGCUCCUAGCUCAGCCGCCGACCCGAAUGCUGCAGCCCAAUUGGAGAAGCAGGCUAGGCAGCUGGAUGAAGCGCAAGCAAUGAUCAAGACUCUUAACAAGCAGCUUACCCAUUGUGAAGGAGACUUACAGGCACAUAUGGACUUAGUAGCUACUCUUGAGACAUCGUUGAGCGAUUCAGAACGCAAUCUGCGCAAGUCCCGAAACCAGAGUAUGGAGUUGGUUAAGGAGCGUGAUUCGCUCAUCAAUCAAGUUCAGACUUUGCGCUCACAACUUGAAGAGGCUCAACAAGAGAUUGCACAAGUCCGGCGUACGGUUGUAGAAGAGAAGCACUCCUUAGAACAAAGGCUGGAUGAUGAACGCCGAGCCAAGGACCGGGCUCGCCACAGCUCGAGAGCCGCAUGGAAGAACUGCAACGACGCAAGUCCAAGUUUGCUUGUAUCUAGGCCUUCAGCCGAGCCUCCUGUUUAG
Rhizoctonia solani is the source of this 7005-nucleotide messenger RNA. Its product is annotated as kinesin motor domain protein. The record is from RefSeq and is a predicted model, not a curated record. Gene Ontology annotation, molecular function: inositol-1,3,4,5,6-pentakisphosphate 2-kinase activity; microtubule motor activity; microtubule binding. Lineage: Eukaryota; Fungi; Basidiomycota; Agaricomycetes; Cantharellales; Ceratobasidiaceae. The transcript is spliced from 14 exons. Gene Ontology annotation, biological process: microtubule-based movement; mitotic spindle organization. Bases 1 to 7005 code for a protein of 2334 amino acids.